UUUUUUUUUUUUAAAUGACAAUCUCCUCCAGCAACUCUUCUUCAAAGCAACGAAAUCUCGGUUUAUUGGAAAAGUACCAAGCAUCCAAGACUUUGACUCAAGGCUAUGGUUCGGUAACUUGUACAGCACAAGUUCGUCAUCAAAUACAACGCAAGGAUAACGCUACAACAUUUUACUUGACUCAGUUCCACCCAGCCAUCACUCGCUUAGUACAAAGAUACCCCUUUCUUAGUCUUGUUGUCCGCGAUUUUGGUCAAUCUACAGCUCACUUUAUUCAUGUCUCCAGUUUCUCCCUUUCUAGUAUGAUCCAUGUCACUACAUCACCACCACCAUUAGAUGAAGCCAUCGCCUCAGCUUGUGACAAAGAAUUACUAUCUACGGACUCUGAUACCGAUAUUCCUCCCUGGCGAUUACACAUUCUGGUUCAACCUGAUAAGCUUGAUGAAUGUACUAUUAUAUUUAUUGCACAUCAUAUUAUCAUCGAUGGAAAGAGUUUGGCUUUAUUUUGGGCGGCCUUUCUACAAGAAUUGAACAAUGAUAAUGAUAUCUCAACAACUAUUCAAACAUCAUCACCUAAUAAAGACGAUUCUUGGUUAGUUCAUACUGAUACACUUGCACCAAUGUCUUUACCAUCACCUAUGGAACUUCGAUCAGAUAUCCCAAAGCCAAGUGUAUUUGAUUAUGCGUCUCUGUUUGGUGGCAUACUGAAGAAAUGGAUUCCUUUUGGACGACAAAUGGAAUUCUGGGAAGGUGACUCAGCAGCAGUAGACGGCGAGGCACACAGCACGAUGAUCAAACUCCGGGAAUUAGGUGGCGAUGCUUGGAAGAUGGUGUUACAAUUGGCGAAACAAAAAUACAAUAAUAUUUCGAUCCAUGCUGUGGUUCAUGCUGCGUUCUUGUUGGCCUGGGCGGAAAUUUACCCUGAUCAAGCAACCAUGAUGACAACUCCAAUCAACUGUCGUCAACAAGCCAAUGCUCACUUGGAAAUCGGUAACUUUGUUGGUGUUUAUGAACAUGCUUGGACACCUGAUGUACUAUUGAAUCCACCUUCCUCUUUGACUGAUGACGUUCCCUUAGUUUGGCGAUUGGCUCACCAUUAUCAUACUAUACUUCAAACAAAAAAACAUCGAUCCUGUGUUGGUGCACAUUUUCUUGGUCUCUUAGAUUACCCAAAUGGCUAUAUCGAUUAUUGGAAAGGUAUCAGAAAGGAACAUCGGAUGGGACGUGCGGGUGGAUUGGAACACUCUGAUCUUGGUCGGUUUGAUGAUCCUGGACAAAACAACCCUUGGACUUUGGAUUCUCUUUGGUUUUCCCAAUCUGCUCAGAUUUUUAGUAUGGCUUUGGGACUCAAUACCAUCACGCUCAACAAUGUGAUGUACGCUAGUUUUGUUUGGCAAUAUGGAUCCUUGGAUGAAGCAAAGGUGACUUUGGUGAUGGAUCGAUUUAUAGAUAUUCUUCAGCAUAGUGUACAACAAUAGCUUUUUUUUUUUUUCGUGAAUAAAGCCUGCGGAUAUUAAAUACUCUUUUC
Halteromyces radiatus is the source of this 1528-nucleotide messenger RNA. RefSeq names its product alcohol acetyltransferase. The transcript has a single exon. The record is from RefSeq and is a predicted model, not a curated record. Bases 15 to 1478 code for a protein of 487 amino acids. Lineage: Eukaryota; Fungi; Mucoromycota; Mucoromycetes; Mucorales; Cunninghamellaceae.